Molecule: messenger RNA, 1907 nt
Organism: Drosophila bipectinata
Lineage: Eukaryota; Metazoa; Arthropoda; Insecta; Diptera; Drosophilidae
Gene: CCT7
Product: chaperonin containing TCP1 subunit 7
Biological process (GO): protein folding
Cellular component (GO): chaperonin-containing T-complex
Molecular function (GO): ATP hydrolysis activity; ATP binding; ATP-dependent protein folding chaperone
Source: RefSeq, a predicted model, not a curated record
UAUCUUUUGACAUCACCGACCAAAAACGUGAACUAAAGGCUGCCCUGUCUACUGUCUGCUAGUAAAUUGACAGUUUUUAUCUUUACCAACGUUGAAAGAGCCCUCCCAUCACACAAAAAUGCAACCGCAAAUCGUGCUCCUGAAGGAAGGCACCGAUACGUCCCAGGGCAAGCCGCAACUGGUGUCGAACAUCAAUGCCUGCCAGUCGAUCGUGGACGCGGUUCGGACCACCUUGGGUCCCCGCGGUAUGGAUAAGCUCAUUGUGGACUCGCAAGGCAAGGCCACGAUCUCUAACGAUGGCGCCACUAUCAUGAAGCUGUUGGAGAUUAUCCAUCCCGCUGCCAAAACGCUGGUGGACAUCGCAAAGUCACAAGAUGCAGAGGUGGGUGAUGGAACCACAAGCGUGGUUCUGCUGGCCGGCGAAUUCCUAAAGCAGGUCAAGCCUUUCGUGGAGGAGGGCGUUCACCCACGUGUGAUAAUCAAAGCCAUUCGCAAGGCACUCCAGCUCUGCAUGGAGAAAAUCAGCGAAAUCUCUGUGCAGAUUGUGAAGCAAUCCAAGGAGGAGCAACGCUCUCUGCUGGAGAAAUGCGCCGCCACCGCGAUGUCUUCCAAGCUGAUCCACCAGCAGAAGGACUUUUUCUCAAAGAUCGUUGUGGAUGCCGUUCUGUCCUUGGAUGAGCUGUUGCCGCUUAACAUGAUUGGCAUCAAGAAAGUUACUGGCGGAUCCCUUGAGGAGUCCCAGUUGAUUUCUGGUGUGGCUUUCAAGAAGACCUUCUCCUAUGCCGGUUUCGAGAUGGCACCGAAGUCGUACGACAAGUGCAAGAUCGCCCUUCUUAACAUUGAGCUGGAGUUGAAGGCAGAGCGAGACAACGCCGAGAUCCGCGUAGACAACGUUAAGGAGUACCAGAAGGUCGUCGAUGCCGAGUGGCAGAUUCUGUACAACAAGCUGGCCAAGAUCCACGAGUCUGGCGCCAACGUAGUACUCUCAAAGCUCCCCAUUGGCGAUGUGGCCACACAGUAUUUCGCCGACCGUGACAUUUUCUGUGCGGGCCGUGUUCCUGAGGAGGAUCUCAAACGUACAAUGAAGGCUUGCGGCGGCGCCGUCAUGACCACCGCCAAUGACAUCAACGCCAAGGUGCUUGGCCUUUGCGAGCAUUUCGAGGAGCGCCAGGUGGGCGGAGAACGCUUCAACUUGUUCCAAGGAUGCCCGAACGCCAAGACAAGCACUCUGAUUCUGCGUGGUGGCGCCGAGCAGUUUUUGGAGGAGACGGAGCGCUCCCUGCACGAUGCUAUCAUGAUUGUCCGUCGCACCAUCAAACACGAUUCCGUAGUUGCUGGAGGCGGUGCCAUUGAAAUGGAGCUGUCGAAACUCCUGCGCGACUACUCGCGCACCAUCGCUGGCAAGGAGCAGCUGCUGAUUGCCGCCAUCGCAAAGGGCUUGGAGGUUAUUCCACGCCAGCUGUGCGACAACGCCGGCUUUGAUGCCACCAACAUUCUCAACAAGCUGCGCCAGAAACAUGCCCAGGGUGGCCAGUGGUUUGGUGUGGACAUAACCAAGGAAGACAUUUCGGACAACUUUGAGCAGUGCGUGUGGGAACCAUCGAUCAUUAAGAUCAAUGCCUUAACAGCUGCCGCCGAGGCAGCCUGCAUGGUUCUGUCCGUCGACGAGACAAUAAAGAGCCCGAAGGCCGGCGAACCUCCUAUGGCUGGCGGUGGGCCCAUGGGAAUGGGCCGCGGCAUGGGCAGGCCCAUGUAAAACUCAUCCAGAACUUCAGAAAGCACACUAAUCAUCUACUCACUUGCAUUUCUAUCCUAAUUUAACACGAACACGUAUUAGUCGGUCAUACUUUCGCAUUUUCGAAACGCACUACAGAACAACAGAAAAAAUAAUACACUGACCUAUCUGU